AAGGGGCCGGGAUUGGUUACUAGAAAACUCCGUAACGGCAGGGUUUUGGAGGUUUAGACUUCCUUUUUGGGUUGAAAAACGCCUUGUUUGUUCUUUUAAGAUUUAGGGUUUUCAAAUUCUCUUUUCUUUUGUUCCUGAAUUAGGAUUUUUGUGUAAGGCGGCUAGGGUUUUUAUUUGACCUUCAUCUGUCAUCUAUUAUAAUAUACUGCAUUCCUUCAUCUUCAUUUUUUCAUACUGCUCUUCCUUUACCUCUAGCAAACUUCCCAACAAUUUCUUGCAUUUUUUUUCCCACUUCUUUUAUUAAAUUCCAUACUUCAACUUUAAGAAUUCUCAUAGUUUUUUUCUCUUUAAACUCGUUUUACAUCCAAAUUAUCUUCUGGGUACUUUUUACUAUUCGCUGAGCAUUGAGCAUUCAUUAUCUCCAUUCUCAAGUUUUUCGUUUUGGAUUCUUUUUUAUACUGGUAAGUUUUUGUUGUUUAGUAUUUUUAUUACACAUACCGAUCUCAUUUUUUUUCUUUUUUUAAUCGGAUUGUUAUAUUCAUUGAAUUCAAUCUGGUUUUAUUAUUUUGUCAAGAAAAAUAAGUUUUCGAUUUUGAUACAAUUUUUGGAUUUCUUUAAUAAUUUGAUUGUUAUCCAUUUGAGAUUUUGUUGUCUUGCAUCUUUGUUAGGUUUAUUUGAUAGCAUUGAUCCAAUACGCUUUGGCAGUUGAUUUUUGGUAGAUUAAUUAAAAGUUAAUAGUCUUGGGAUAGAGUUGGAUUCGAUUGUAAACCUUUACUGAUAAUUGUCAAUAUGAAUUACCCUGAAUCUCGCUCUUCCUUUAUGAGAACGCCCCAAUCAACUUAUGCUGGCAGUGAUGCUAUUGGGAUUUGGCCUGAAUUUCCUAUGAAUGAUUGGCAAUUUGACCCACAUUCAGAAUUUGAACAACAACAACAACAACAAUCACCUCCCUUCAAAAGACCUAGACAUUCUGAGGACAACCAAUCGAAUAUUGUGCAAUGCACUCCUACAAAUCCCAGGAUGCCCUCAAAUCCUCCAACCAAUAAGGGGACAACUAAUAUUUUCUUCAAAACUCGUAUGUGUGCAAAGUUUAGAUUGGGUACUUGUAGGAAUGGUGAAGGUUGCAACUUUGCUCAUGGCAUCGAGGAUCUGCGUCAGCCUCCUCCAAAUUGGCAAGAACUUGUUGGCGGACGCGAGGAAGAACGCCCAUCGGGGAAUUGGGAUGAUGAUCAGAAGAUAAUACAUCGGAUGAAGUUGUGUAAGAAGUAUUAUAACGGAGAGGAAUGUCCGUAUGGGGACAGAUGUAAUUUUCUUCAUGAAGAUCCGUCGAAGUUCAGGGAUGAUAUGGGGAGGUUUAGGGAGAGUUCAGCUAUUAGCAUUGGAACAACAGCUCCUCCCGCAGGGCAUGGAACUGCAUCCGAGCAAUCAGAAGGUAAUAGGCCCUUAAACAGCAGCAGUUCAGAUCCUUUUCGAGGAAAUACGAAGCCUGUUUAUCCUGUGUAUUGGAAAACAAAGUUAUGUACAAAGUGGGAGACAACAGACCAUUGCCCCUUUGGUGAGAAAUGUCACUUUGCUCAUGGACAAGCAGAGUUGCAGGGCAUGAACGGACGCGUUGAUGGUGACUACGGGAGUACGGGUUCUGGUUUGACAAGGAUUGGUUCCGUUUCAACAAAAAUUCACAACCUUCCUGCUAAUGAUCCACCUCCAGUGACAUCAAGUGCCCCUUCUUUGGAUGAAAAAGCCCAGGCUAAAAAAUGCUUGUUCAAGUGGAAAGGACCUAGGAAAAUCAACAGGAUUUAUGGGGAUUGGCUUGAUGAUAUGCCAUUGGUACACAAUUUGCCAAGUCAGGUGGAGAGCUGAAUUCAAGUUCAAGAGCUGGCAACCUUCCUCUUUUCCCCUUAAAGCUUAGAAGUGAAUAUUAUUUGCCUAUUCCAAUUCUGUCUUAGUUGUUAGCUAUGGUGGUUUUCUUUGUUUGGUCAAAUAGGGUCUUAAAUAUAGAUUGUUAUCCUUCUUUCGUGGGGCUGAAACAAGAUCGAAUAAUUUUGAGUAUGAAGAAUCACAGCAAGAGUUCAAUCGUUUGUUAUUAAGCGUCUAGAAAUUUUGAUUGUCCAUGAAAAAUGUAGUUAAAGUUUCAUAGUAAAUGAUAAAAGCUUCAAAUAAUUGAAGCAAAAAGUGAAAUUUUGUUUUUGGGCUAAA
Gossypium arboreum is the source of this 2193-nucleotide messenger RNA. RefSeq names its product zinc finger CCCH domain-containing protein 39. Bases 790 to 1857 code for a protein of 355 amino acids. The record is from RefSeq and is a predicted model, not a curated record. Lineage: Eukaryota; Viridiplantae; Streptophyta; Magnoliopsida; Malvales; Malvaceae. The transcript has 2 exons. Gene Ontology annotation, molecular function: metal ion binding; mRNA binding.